Thamnophis sirtalis is the source of this 1974-nucleotide messenger RNA. NCBI's taxonomy places the organism in Eukaryota, Metazoa, Chordata, Lepidosauria, Squamata, Natricidae. The record is from RefSeq and is a predicted model, not a curated record.
AUCCGCGAAAGAGUCAGCGGGAGCGACAGCAGCCGCCUUUGCAACCUACGCCGCGGCUGGCGAAGCAGCAGCGGUCGGUGGCAAGUCACCUUGCCAUUGCGCCAAGUCCAGGAUGGCCCGGGAAGGCGACGGCGGCAACAGUAGAGGCUGAAGGAAGAGUGCAGCUUCCCCCCCCCCCGCCCCGACCCAAGGACUUCGCUACCGCCGCUCGACUCUUCCGAACCGAAAGAAGAGCGGGAAGAUGGAUGCGGCCCCCUCCCCGGGAUUCGGUCUGAAGGAUGUGAAAUGGAGCUCCGUGUCCAUCCCUUUGGACCUUCUGGUUAGCACUUACCGCUUGCCCCAGGUCGUCAAACUGGACGGCGGAGAACCUAUAGAUGGUCUUCGAGAGAGUGAUUAUCUAUUGAUUCAUUCAUGCCGACAAUGGACAACUAUUACAGCUCAUAGUCUAGAAGAGGGCCAUUAUGUCAUAGGGCCGAAGAUAGAAAUUCCAGUGCAUUAUGCCGGGCAGUUUAAGCUGCUGGAACAAGACCGUGAUAUUAAGGAGCCAGUGCAGUAUUUUAACAGUGUGGAGGAGGUGGCUAAAGCAUUUCCUGAACGAGUUUACGUCAUGGAGGAAAUAACAUUCAACGUUAAGGUGGCUUCAGGUGAAUGCAAUGAAGACACAGAAGUUUAUAAUAUUACCCUUUGCACAGGCGAUGAGCUCACAUUAAUGGGACAAGCAGAAAUCCUAUAUGCAAAAUCUUCAAAGGAAAAGUCACGGCUCAAUACCAUCUUCAAGAAAAUUGGAAAACUCAAUUCCAUUAGCAAAUUGGGCAAAGGCAAAAUGCCUUGCUUGAUUUGCAUGAACCAUCGGACCAAUGAGAGUAUUAGCCUGCCUUUCCAGUGUAAAGGGAGAUUUAGCACACGUAGUCCCUUGGAGCUACAAAUGCAAGAAGGGGAGCAUACCAUUCGAAACAUCGUGGAAAAGACACGGCUCCCAGUGAAUGUGAAUGUGCCAAGCCCUCCCCCACGGAAUCCUUAUGACUUGCAUUUUGUCCGUGAAGGACACCGUUACAAGUUUGUUAAUAUUCAAACCAAGACAGUUGUGGUUUGCUGCGCACUACAUAGUAAUAAAAUUAUUCCAAUGCACUUUCCUUUGCAUUUAGCUCUUCCAAAGUUUACCCUUCCAGAAAGUCUUGUGAAAGGAGAAGCGUGGCAUGAAGCCUUUGUGAAGCACUGGUUCAGCCUCUGCCAAGAGCAGUUCGAUAUUGAUGAAUAUUCUCGUGCUGUGAGAGAUGUAAAAGCGGACUGGAAUGAAGACUGCAAAAGCCCACAAAAAAGUCGACCCACCAGCCACAACCAUGUGCCAAACUCUCUCAGUUAUGCUCGGGAUGAGUUGACCCAGUCUUUCCACCGUCUCUCUGUAUGUGUCUAUGGAAACAACCUCCAUGGAAAUAGCGAGGUGAACCUUCAUGAUUGCAGAGACUUGUGUAACGAGUGGGCUUUAUCUUCUCAUGAUGCUUUGCAAGAUUCUAGGGAUGGGAGCUGUAACUACCUUUUUCCUGAAAUUAGUGAAGAAACAGUCUGUUUACCUCCUAAACUGGAACUUCCAUAUGAAGAACUAUGGUUGGACAAAGGGGGUGGGAAAGUGAAUGAUCAGCCUCUUACUCGCUCACAGAGCGAAAAGAACAAAUGUGACAACUACAGGAGUUCUUUCCGGUCCAGGGGUGGUACAACUUCUCUGCCAGCACCAGGAUCUUUAGUAGCAACAGCAAAAUCCUCAGAUGUUUCCCUACCUCCACCACCUGUGCCUCCUAAAUCAGAAGCAGUCAGAGAGGAAUGUAGACUCCUGAAUGCUCCUCCUGUCCCACCACGCAACUCAAAGCCAACAUCUACUAGCCCUUCUAUUCCUCCACGGAUGACCAAACCUGUGCGGCAUCAAACUCGUUCUCCUAGUCCAACACUUUCAUACUAUUCAUCAGGACUGCACAAUAU